AAGGUGGAAGCUUAGAUGUAGAUUUUAGAUGUUUCAUUUGUUUCUCUUGUGAGUAUUUUAAAGGUAUAAAUUUUCCUUAAAGCAUUAUUUAGCUGUGUGCCACAAUUCUUAAUAUACUUUUCCAUUAUCCUUCAGUUUGAAAAUACUUUCUUUUGCUCAAUUUCCAAUUAUUUGUAAUUUUCUAAAUAAUCUUAUUGUUCACAAUUUCUAAUUUAAAUCCAUUUCGUCAGAUCACAUAUUCUUUAUCAUUCCUUAUUAUUCCACUCCUUUGAAAUUCAAUGAGACUUAUCUUAUGGCCCACCGUACAGUCUAUCUUAGUGAAUGCUCCAUUGUCACUUAAAAAAAAUGUGUAUGCUAGAGCGGCCCUUAAAGUGCCGGGGAGAGGAGGGCGGGCGGGGACCACCCCAGAGCAGGCCACCGGCAGUAUCAUGGCCACCCGGAACCCCCCUCCACAAGAGUGUGAAAGCGAUGACGACUCUUACGAAGUGUUGGAUUUAACUGAGUAUGCGAGAAGACACCACUGGUGGAAUCGAGUGUUUGGCCACAGUUCGGGACCUAUGGUAGAAAAAUACUCAGUAGCUACCCAGAUUGUAAUGGGUGGCGUGACUGGCUGGUGUGCGGGAUUUUUGUUCCAGAAAGUUGGAAAACUUGCAGCAACCGCAGUGGGUGGUGGCUUUCUUCUCCUUCAGAUUGCCAGUCACAGUGGCUAUGUGCAGAUUGACUGGAAGAGAGUCGAAAAAGAUGUAAACAAAGCAAAAAAACAGAUUAAGAAACGAGCAAAUAAAGCAGCACCUGAAAUCAACAAUGUAGCUGAAGAAGCAACAGAAUUUAUCAAACAGAACAUUGUGAUAUCCAGUGGAUUUGUGGGAGGCUUUUUGCUAGGCCUUGCAUCUUAAGGACAUGAAUGUUCUACCAUAGUGGAUUUAAUGUGAGAAGAGAAGUGGUGGCUACAAGGUGGUCUGUCAACAGCACAGACCACUAGAGUCUCCAGGGCAAGGAAGAACAACUGGCUGGACAAUAUCGAACUCACAACUUAGCAUUUUGCCAUCUGAAGCUUGGCAAACUAGUAUUUGCUGUCAACCUAUACGGUAUGCAAACAAUAGUAUUCCUGAGCAAAACACUUUCAUCAUUUUUAAAAAUUUGCAUCUGUUUAGAAGCUAGCCUAUAAAAUAUCACCAUUGGAUGUAGAUAUGGAGAAGAAAUAAAUGUUGGAUUUAUUGCCCAGUG
Galeopterus variegatus (Sunda flying lemur) is the source of this 1227-nucleotide messenger RNA. Its product is annotated as FUN14 domain-containing protein 1-like. The transcript has a single exon. Gene Ontology annotation, biological process: autophagy of mitochondrion. Gene Ontology annotation, cellular component: mitochondrial outer membrane. NCBI's taxonomy places the organism in Eukaryota, Metazoa, Chordata, Mammalia, Dermoptera, Cynocephalidae. The coding region runs from base 279 to 896 and encodes 205 amino acids. The record is from RefSeq and is a predicted model, not a curated record.